Molecule: messenger RNA, 1248 nt
Organism: Beta vulgaris subsp. vulgaris (sugar beet)
Lineage: Eukaryota; Viridiplantae; Streptophyta; Magnoliopsida; Caryophyllales; Amaranthaceae
Exons: 3
Coding region: 1-1248 (415 amino acids)
Source: RefSeq, a predicted model, not a curated record
AUGGAAAUUAUAGUACGUGGAGCACACCUAUGCAAUUCUAUUUGUUUGGACAAGAUCUUUGGGGGUAUAGUCGGUGGUAGUGAAGUUACAAUACCAACCGAUCCAGAAGAACUAAAGAAGUGGAAGAUUAGGGCCGAAAGAGCCAUGUACGUGCUAGCAGCAACCGUCGAGGAUGAGUUGUUAUACCGCAUCAAGGAUGCGAAGACACCCAAGGAGGCGUGGGACACCCUUGCAGCUUUGUUCUCUAAGAAGAACGAUGCUCAACUUCAGCUUCUCGAGAAUGAGUUGUUGUCGAUCCAGCAGAACAACAUGACGGUGAACCAGUAUUUCACCAAAGUUAAAACUUUGUGUGAGCACAUCACAAAGUUAGAUCCUGAAAAUCCCAUCACAAAAACGAGGAUGCGCAGGAUUAUUAUGUCUGGAGUUUCCGUCAAGGAUGAAGAGAAAGCUCUUUUUGGCAACAAGAAGUCAAAUAAGGGAGGUGAUAAGAUAUGCGAGUCAAGUAAUCAACCUGGCAAGUCAAACAGACAGUCAUGGGGAUUCGAAAAAGGACAACGUAUAGGAGGCUUCCAUCGAGGGGGAGCUCGACAAGAUCGACAACAGGAUGAGAAGGAAGGGAAAAAUCAAACACGACGAGAUGUCGUGUAUUAUAACUGCAAGAAGAAGGGACACUAUGCUCGAGACUUUGGUCAAACCAGCGAUGGAAUGCUGCAGCUUCGGUGGAGCAUGAAAGCCGAAGUGAAGUCGAGUGGGAUGCACAAGCAUCCUACGCAGUUGAAGAGGAACAGAUCUUCGACAUGGAGCGAGGUUGUGAUAACAGCAAACAUCUCAAAAUUGCCAAUAACCCAUAUUGGCAAGGCAGUGGUGAUUCCACUAUUCAGCAACAAGCAAGUUCAGCUAGAUAAUGUCUACCAUGUUUCUGGUAUGACAAAGAAUCUGUUGUCAGUUUCACAACUGACAGCAUCCGGAAACCAUGUUGUUUUCGGUCCUCGUGACGUGAAGGUGUACAAGACUAUGGAAGGAAAUUCUUCUUUUAUCUUAGAGGGACGACGUCCUGAAUCAGUCUAUGUGAUGUCUGCUCAAACGACAUAUGUAGACAAAGCGAGGAAAAAUGAGACAGCUGAUUUAUGGCAUGCAUGCUUGGGUCACGUGAGCUACAACAAGCUCGAAGUGACGAUGAAGAAGUCGAUGCUUAAGGGUCUUCCUCAACUAGAUAUCAAGGAAGAUAUAGUUUGUGUUGGAUGUUAA